Molecule: messenger RNA, 670 nt
Organism: Ectocarpus siliculosus
Lineage: Eukaryota; Phaeophyceae; Ectocarpales; Ectocarpaceae
Source: the annotation of a GenBank genome assembly
GGCUGGGGAGAGGGGAGGGGGCUCCAACGCGGAAGGGUGACGCAGUCAAGAUGGCCACACGGGGAGAAUCACUGUGUCACUGGGAAGACUCGAUGCUGCUCCACGUGGACCUCGUGCGAAAGAGCGGCUGGACCGACGUUCGAUCGACGUUGCUACAUCUCCCUCCCUGUGUCUGCUGUCGUCGGGACUCAAGCCAUGGACAGCCCCUGCAGGACUCACCGCGGGUACCACCAGAACCCGGAGGCAAUAAUAGAUGCUGCGGAAAAAUAGCGCACGGACUAGUUGCCACUGUUGGGGAAGAACGCAACUGCAACCGCGACGGUGAUCUUGGCGACGUCCCAGUGGAGCUGCCAGCUGCAUCAACCACGAUCGUGUUCGCUGUAAACGCAGGACGCACCAUUCCGACGCGAAGAUUCAGCGACGUCGUGGCGGCAGCGGAAGAACGCCUGCGAAUAGACUUCCGCGCCACUGAAGGUCGUGACCAACUGCAGCGACCAUGCGUUCUGGCAGCCUUCUGCGAUGGAUCGAGCAUCAUCUACUACACUGUGUCAAGCGGGAUUGAUACUUCGUGAUUCGUGCAAGAUGGAUUUCGAAGCAACAGCGACCACCGUCAACGUACGUCUAGUCGCGGCUGCGGCGAGGUUUGUGUCUGUUGGCGAAGACAACGACA